Molecule: messenger RNA, 522 nt
Organism: Acaromyces ingoldii
Lineage: Eukaryota; Fungi; Basidiomycota; Exobasidiomycetes; Exobasidiales; Cryptobasidiaceae
Exons: 1
Coding region: 119-430 (103 amino acids)
Source: RefSeq, a predicted model, not a curated record
GGCUUCCGAUCAGACCCUCUUCAAUCGCCUUGUUUCUUUUCUCGUGUCUUGUUGUCUUGUUCUUGCCUCGUCUUCACCUCGAAGCAGAUGAGGGCGAAAAGGAAUCGAGGAGGAGCUGAUGGGCUCCUUUAGGCCAGCCAAGUUGCAUCGGACCACCUCAAUGGAUUGGUCUUCUUUAGCUGGUCUGCCUUGUCGUCGCUGUCGUCGUUGCUGCUGCUGCUGCUGCCGUCGUCGUCGUCGCAGCGGGAUCUCGGCCGUAUAUGCGGGGGUCUGCGUAUCCGCGCACUCGCCUUGCCGCGCCCUUGUCUGGUCUGAUCGUGUAAAAUGGGCGGUGAGGGCGGAGCCUUGUCGCAGUGAUGAGCGUGUGCUGGGUUGGUCAAUCGCAAGAUUGUGUCGGUCCCUCUCCCCCGUGGCGUCUUUCUUCUUUUAGCUGAGGCGAAAAGAAAAAAAAAAAAUCCAGAAUCCAAAAGAGCGCAAACAAAAAGCGCGAAAAAAAAAGAAAAGGGAAAAAGGGUGCUGCUC